AUGAAUAAUAUUGGUGGAUAUUGCCGAAAACUAUCUUACACUGAUCCAUGUGAUUCUGCUUCUAUGGUGUACGCUAAUGGUAGUUGCGUACAGAUCACAAAACCAGGCGAUGAGUGCAUUCAUGAUUUGCAAUGCCUCGGUGGAUCUAUUUGUACAGAUAGUUACUGUAAAUGCCCUCAGUCUACUGCAUAUUGUGACGGAUACUGUAUUGGGUCUGUAUUGUGCAAUCUAAACGAAAUAUUUCUGAAUAAUCGAUGUUUCAAACGGGUUAUACUAAAUGAAACAUGUUUCAUAAGUCAGCAGUGUCCCAAUAACGCUAUUUGUGAUUAUGCUGCACGAUGUACUUGUCUGACAGGAAUGGCGGUAGUGAACGGCCAAUGUCAACCUUCUCCGAUCAAUUAUUGCGAUGAUAUCGAAGUUAUGGUUGGUUAUCAUUUGAAUCUAACUUACUAUUAA
This is a messenger RNA of Loa loa (African eye worm), 456 nucleotides long. RefSeq lists its product as hypothetical. The coding region runs from base 1 to 456 and encodes 151 amino acids. The transcript has 4 exons. Lineage: Eukaryota; Metazoa; Nematoda; Chromadorea; Rhabditida; Onchocercidae. The record is from RefSeq and is a predicted model, not a curated record.